GAUGGGAACCAAAGCCCAAUUUCUCAUCUUCUUCUUCUUGUUUACAAUUCCAACUCAAUCUGCAAAUUCAUGCGAACCGGUAUCGUGCGACCAUAUCACCGGACCGGAAAUCCGGUUCCCUUUCCGGCUGGCAAACCGGCAGCCGGUCCGGUGCGGGUACCCGGGUUUCGACCUGUACUGCAACAGCCGAAACCAAACGAUUCUCAACCUCCCCCAAUCCGGCGAGUUCGUGGUUGACUACAUCGACUACAGAACACCGGCGAUAUACAUCGACGAUCCCGGUUCGUGCCUUCCGAACCGGUCCGCGAGCUUCAGCCUGUCGGAUUCUCCAUUCCGGGGCUCCCAUUUAUCGCAAUACGUUUUCAUCAACUGCUCCGAUAAUUGGGCGGACUACGACGCGGCGGCGUCCGGCGGUUACGUGGAGCUGUCUUGCCUGAGUGGGAGAAACAGCACGGUUUUGGCUGCGAUGAAUCGGCCGGGGUUUUCGGUGCCGGAGAAGUGCCGGAAGGUGGCGGAGGUUUCGGUUCCGUUGGCGUGGGCGGUUCCGCAGCUCUAUGGGUGGCCGAUGGAUUUGAGUGGGGAUUUCGAGCUGGUUUGGAGUGAGCCGCCGUGCGGGAGGUGUGAGAUGCAGGGCGGCGUUUGCGGGUUUGAAGGAGAUUCCGGUCUUCAGAUUGGAUGCUCCGGCAGCCGCUCCGCUAAAGGUCUUCCAAGAGGGGCCAAAUACGCCAUCAUAGUCGGAGUUGGGAUACCCGGACUAAUAUGCGCAAUCGGGCUAGCAUGUUACUCUUUCGGCUUGAUCAAAACUUUCCGUCACCGCCCAAACCCCAAUCUCCCCACAACCACCACAUUCUCCGAUCAACGGUCAAUCAUUAGGUCAACCACCGGCCUAGAUGGGCCCACAAUAGAGUCAUACCCUAAGACAGUGCUGGGGGAGAGCCGUCGGCUCCCAAAUCCAGCCGACGGCACUUGCCCCAUUUGCCUCUGCGACUACGAGCCUAAAGAAACCCUAAGGAGUGUUCCGGAAUGCAACCACUAUUUCCACGCUGGUUGCAUAGACGAGUGGCUUAAACUCAACGGCACUUGCCCGCUGUGUAGGAACUCUCCGGAGAGUUCGUCCACUUUGGACACGCCUUGUUCGUCGGGGGCUUUUUCGUCUUCUUCCUCGUCCACCACGUCGCCCGAACAUCGUUAGGCAAUUCUUUGUUGAUUUUUUUUUUUUUUUUUUUUUUUUUUUUUUUUUUUAUAAUUGAGCUGCUUAAUUCAUAUGUUUUGGUGGAUACAUGUUUGUUGUGUAUAUAUAUAUAUUUGUGAGUAGAACGAGCAUACCUCUUUUGAAAAUCGUUGUUAUUUUUUGUGCACUUGUAAUAUAUUAUGUUAAUGGAAAGACAAUAUUGGUAAUUUUUCAAAUUA
Messenger RNA from Erythranthe guttata (spotted monkey flower), 1410 nucleotides. Its product is annotated as putative RING-H2 finger protein ATL21A. Lineage: Eukaryota; Viridiplantae; Streptophyta; Magnoliopsida; Lamiales; Phrymaceae. The record is from RefSeq and is a predicted model, not a curated record. Gene Ontology annotation, molecular function: polysaccharide binding.